GAAGAGACCCCUCCUUUCACUUCUCUGCUCUAACACACAAACAAGCCUUUCGCACCAGUUUCCCGGCGAUGAUUCUCGCCGGAAUCUGGUCGGAGAACCCAUCGGAAACCCAAUCUCUCAACAACUUCACCAAAACUAUCACCCCUUGUGUUUGUUUUUGAUUUGAUUCAGUCCAUCAACACAAAUCAGAAGAGUUUGUGAUUGGUUGUAUGUCUGUCGUAUCGUGCGUGACUACUAGUAAUGCAAGUUCUAGCAGAAUUAGAGAGAGAAAGCUUUUUGGAGUGAGAAAAUCUUUGGAGGGUUUGGAGAUUUACGGGUUGCAGUGCGUCAAAAUUGGAAUUUCUGUGAAUUUUGGGUGUCUUUUUUUUUUUUUUUUUUUUUUUUUUUUUUUUUUUUUUGAGCAUUGUGGUGGGUGUUCCAUGAGAUUCAAGAAAUUCGAGCGUUUUUACAAUUACUAAGUCGUCUGUUUUUUUUGUGGGUUUUGCUUGAUUAUUUUAGUGCUAUUAUAGAUUUUCGUGGUUCGAGGCAAUUUUUGCAUAUGUUAAUGAAGUUCAGAGAUUCGUCUUGUUUUUUGCGUUUAGAUAACAUUUAAAUACUUGGAUCAGUCAAUAGUUUUUUUCAUUAUAUUAAAACAAACAUAUCAGCAUAACCAAUUGAGUUUUUGGGUUGUUUUAUACUGUCUUUUUUUUGUUGUUGUUGAAUUUGGCAUCCAAAUAUCACUGAAUCCAAGGGUUUUUGAUAGUUUGAAGCUCCGUGUUUCCGCAAUUUUACAGUCGAAGUAAUGAUGGCACAAUGUGUAGAUUGAAUGUGGGGAUAGAGAGAGGUAGGUAGGAGAUGGGUAUGAAGUUUCUAGGGGAAGCUAAGGCGGAGAAUUCGAAAUUUAUGGUUUCUCGUGCUGGAAUGAAGCUAUGGAUAAUUCGAGGAAUGACUACUGUACUGCUGUGGACUUCUGUUAUUCAGCUAAUGGCAUUGGGAGAAACGUGGGGGCCGAAAUUGUUGAAGGGUUGGCCUUCUUGCUUUACUCCUUCGGACAUGUUUUCAGAUGACAGAUUGUUUUCUGUUCCACCCAGAGUUCCUACUCCACCAAAAAGGGUUUACAAGAAUAAUGGUUAUAUUAUGGUUUCUUGCAAUGGAGGACUCAACCAAAUGCGAGCAGCAAUUUGUGACAUGGUUACUAUUGCCAGACAUCUAAAUGUCACUCUUAUUGUCCCAGAGUUGGAUAAAACUUCCUUCUGGGCUGAUCCAAGUGAGUUCCAGGACAUAUUUGAUGUUGAUCAUUUCAUUAAAUCCUUAAGGGAUGAGGUUCGGAUAUUGAAAGAGUUACCUCCAAAGCUCAAGAAAAGAGUUGAAGAUGGAAUGGUCUACUCGUUGCCACCCAUUAGUUGGUCUGACAUUUCCUACUAUCAUAAUCAGAUUCUUCCUCUGGUGCAGAAGUAUAAAGUUGUACAUUUGAACAAGACUGAUGCUCGACUAGCUAAUAAUGGGCUCCCUUUUGAGAUUCAGAAGUUGCGGUGUAAAGUAAAUUUCAGUGCUCUGAGAUUCACCUCCCAGAUAGAGGAAUUAGGUAGAAGGGUUGUCAGGAUUCUGAGGCGAAAUGGACCUUUCCUGGUCCUCCAUCUAAGAUAUGAAAUGGACAUGUUGGCUUUCUCUGGCUGUGCUCAUGGUUGCAAAGACGAAGAAGUGGAAGAACUGACAAGAAUGAGAUAUGCUUAUCCAUGGUGGAAGGAAAAAGUUAUAGAUUCUGAACUGAAACGGAAAGAAGGUUUGUGUCCUUUGACGCCAGAGGAAACUGCUCUCAUUUUAAGUGCCCUGGGUAUUGAUCGUAAUGUUCAAAUUUAUAUUGCUGCUGGAGAAAUCUAUGGUGGAGCCAGGAGAUUGGAAAGUUUGGCAGCUGCAUUCCCAAACCUGGUCAGAAAAGAGACCUUGUUGGAACCCUCAGAUUUGAGGUUUUUCCAAAACCAUUCCUCCCAGAUGGCAGCACUGGAUUAUCUCGUCUCUGUGGAGAGUGAUAUAUUUGUUCCUACAUAUGAUGGAAAUAUGGCUAAAGUUGUUGAAGGCCACCGAAGAUAUUUAGGGUUCAAGAAGACCAUUCUUUUGGAUAGAAAGUUUUUGGUUGAUCUGAUAGAUCGAUACUAUGAUGGGUCAUUGGGCUGGGAGGAGUUCUCUUCCUCUGUCAAGGAAGUUCAUACAAAUCGUCUGGGAAGGCCAAAGAAACGAGUGGUGAUUUCAGAGAGACCCAAGGAAGAAGAUUAUUUCUAUUCCAAUCCCCAUGAAUGCUUGCAGUUGUCAGACGAAUCCUAAGAAGUACGUGAUUCCUUCUGUGCCCAUAGAAUGUGCCUUUGAAGCACUCGUAUUAGUCCUUCACUGGAAGUUCAAAAUUGGAGAACGACUGCAUUCUGUCCGUCAAGUCGGAUUGGGAGAACCACUGGGAUCUGAUGUUCUUUAGUAGUAUCUUGAUAGUAUUUUUAUAUAAUAAUAAUUAGAUCGAUGUAUAGAAACGAAACCCUGCCAUUGUAGGGUUAACAUUAGAUCAGCUGCUAUGUAAACAUAGGAGAUGCCAAUAGUGAAUUCUUCUUUAAAGUGUGAGUUCUUGAAAAUGCUUAGUCCCUUCCUGGAUGUUUCAUAAAUGUCGCAAUCUGAUAAAUUCUCAUGUUCUGACCUCUUUGUGCCGUUCUGUCACUUAAUUUGUGCAAAAGAUCUGUUGUGUA
Cornus florida is the source of this 2708-nucleotide messenger RNA. RefSeq names its product rhamnogalacturonan I rhamnosyltransferase 1-like. The record is from RefSeq and is a predicted model, not a curated record. The transcript is spliced from 8 exons. NCBI's taxonomy places the organism in Eukaryota, Viridiplantae, Streptophyta, Magnoliopsida, Cornales, Cornaceae. Bases 835 to 2301 code for a protein of 488 amino acids. Gene Ontology annotation, cellular component: cytoplasm.